AUGUCUCUGUCGGAUCCUAUUCUUCCCGAUGAAGAGAUAUUCGCGACACUCAAAGAGGCCGCGGACCGUGGGGUGACGUACUGGAACUCGGCCUCCUUCUAUGGCGCUGCGGACCCCCUCAGCAACAUCAAGCUCCUGGGCCGCUUCUUUGCCAAGUACCCCGAAUAUAUUGAUAAGAUCACGAUUGGCGUCAAGGGUGGCUUCCAUGGCAUAGGCGAUCUGAGCCGGACAGACUGCUCCGAGGAGAAUCUGCGCUUUGAGCUGAAUGAGAUCCGCAAGUGCCUCGGAUCCAAGAAGAUUGACAUUUACGGUCCCGGUCGCAAAGAUAUGUCGCGUCCCCAGGAGGUCACUAUGCAAACUCUCCACAAGCUGCAGAAAGAAGGUCUCUUCUCGCACAUCGGCCUCAGCGAGGUGAACGGCGCCACAGUCCGUGCGUCCCAUGCAGUGUGCCCUAUCGCGACGGUGGAAGUGGAAUAUAAUCCCUUUACGCUUGACAUUGAGCACAACGAUGUGAUGGCAGCUUGCCGGGACCUCGACAUCGCCAUUGUUGCCUAUUCGCCGCUCGGCUGGGGCUUCUUCACAGGGGCCACUAAAGGUGCCGCCGGCGAAGCUCUGCAACAGUCCCGAGGGAUGUUUGAACGGUUCAAUGGCGAUAAUUUCCACAAAAACGCUGCACUGGCCGACCAGAUCGAAGCACUCGCCUCCAAACAUGGCUAUGGGCCCACCGAGCUCGUGCUGGCAUGGGAGCUGCAGCAAUACCCGAAGCUGAUUCCUAUCCCCGGCACGACCAAGACACCCAACCUUCUGAAAAAUAUUCGCGGCGCUCAUGUGUCUCUGUCGCCUGAGCUGGCCGCCGAAUUCCGCCGCUUGGUCAACGACUUGAGCGCUCAAGUGGCCGGUGGACGCUACAACGCGUACCUACGCGACACACUGUCUCGUUAG
Molecule: messenger RNA, 942 nt
Organism: Malassezia sympodialis ATCC 42132
Lineage: Eukaryota; Fungi; Basidiomycota; Malasseziomycetes; Malasseziales; Malasseziaceae
Exons: 2
Coding region: 1-942 (313 amino acids)
Cellular component (GO): cytoplasm
Source: RefSeq, a predicted model, not a curated record